Paraphaeosphaeria sporulosa is the source of this 770-nucleotide messenger RNA. RefSeq lists its product as uncharacterized. The record is from RefSeq and is a predicted model, not a curated record. The coding region runs from base 28 to 288 and encodes 86 amino acids. NCBI's taxonomy places the organism in Eukaryota, Fungi, Ascomycota, Dothideomycetes, Pleosporales, Didymosphaeriaceae. The transcript is spliced from 4 exons.
ACACCACCCUCCACGAGCGCCGCAACCAUGGGUGUGCCCUUCGAAGCCCUCCUCCCGUACGGGAUCAUGCUCGGCAUGUUCGCGUUCAGCGCCGUGUCCGUCGGCAAGCUCAAGGAGAUGCAGAACGGAGGCAAGAAGACCAGGCGCGGAAUGGACGCAUGGGACAGGGUAAUGCUCGAGCGCGACCGCAGAUUGACGGGCUUUGCUCGCGGACAGACCGACAAGGCCGAGGCGCCGCCGGGCUUCGAGCUCAACAACCCAUGGAGGAUGGAGCAACGAUACAUUUAAGCGAUGUACACAAGCACGCAAACUGUUCGAUAGUCAAUGUACACUUCCGACCUCUCAUUCGUCAAGCCAGCGACAUCUGCCAUGUGAAGUCACGGCCCAUGCUCCAAGAUCCAGACUCUACACGCAUCUAUGCACAUUCUGGAGUCCGCUGAUACGGCACGCAAACCACUUGAACCAUGCAUCGAUCUUGAUGGGAAUUCCUACUCGUCAUCUAACUGAUCUGCGAAACUAGGCCCAGGAUGCUGUCCCUCUCCACGACACUCAGUUUGAUCCCGAAGUGCUCUUCGAUUGCCUUCACUCGAUCCUCUUCGCUCUCAAACUUAAUUUCUCUUUCCUUCUUUCCAUAGAUCCUCCAUUUCACGUCGGUGCCUAGAAUAAUGUUGCCUAUUAUGCUUCCAUCUUCGCCAAGCACCUUCUUCUCCAUGAAGACAAUCUUGGUAAAGAAGGUCGUUGGACUAGUGCUCGUGCUGAGAUUCAUAACG